AUGGAUUGUUUUUUGAUUCCAUUGGGACUAUCAUCAGAGAAAGGAGUUUUGACAGAGUUAGAGCCUACCAUCUUUGUGCUCUUUGUCAUCCCCUAUUUGUUUUCCCAAUCAAUUCUUGCUAACUACCAAGUUGUCAUUGCUAAAUUUGGAUUGGUACAAUGCUGGCCAGUCUUCCUUGCUAGUGCCUCUGCAGUCGACGUUUUACUUCAUGCAUUCAUUGUCACUACUUACUCUUUAUAA
Molecule: messenger RNA, 240 nt
Organism: Cavenderia fasciculata
Lineage: Eukaryota; Evosea; Eumycetozoa; Acytosteliales; Cavenderiaceae
Exons: 3
Coding region: 1-240 (79 amino acids)
Source: RefSeq, a predicted model, not a curated record